Molecule: messenger RNA, 204 nt
Organism: Hydatigera taeniaeformis
Lineage: Eukaryota; Metazoa; Platyhelminthes; Cestoda; Cyclophyllidea; Taeniidae
Source: the annotation of a GenBank genome assembly
AAGAAGAAGGAAGAGGAGGAGGAGGAGGAGGAGGAGGAAGAGGAGGAAGAGGAGGAGGAGGAGAAGAAGGAAGAGGAGGAGGAGGAAGUGGUGGAGGAGAAGGAAGAGGAGGAGGUGGUGGGGCAGGAGGAGGAGGAGGAGGUGCUGGGGCAGGAGGAGGAGGAGGAGGAUUUCGAUUACACUGGGUGUAACAGACUACUGUAA